This is a messenger RNA of Chironomus riparius, 1308 nucleotides long. NCBI's taxonomy places the organism in Eukaryota, Metazoa, Arthropoda, Insecta, Diptera, Chironomidae. The record is from the annotation of a GenBank genome assembly.
UUAAAAUCGGUCAGCAACAUUUAUUUAAUUUAAUUAAGUUUAAAGUGAUAACAAUGGAUGUUAAUGACGUGAAUGAAUUAACUGUAACCCGUGAGUUUGAAUGGAAUGUAGAAAGGAUAAACUUUUAUCUUGUAUCAGAAGUUUUUGAGAUUUUCAUGGAAAACAACUCAACAAAAUGGCAAGUCAUUUUAUACCGUGAAGCUCUUAAAGUCUUUGCACUGCUCAAAAAGGUCGAAUCAACAACAAAUGACUUCGUCGUGGAUCUCUCUAUUAAUUCGACAAAUCAAAAGGAUAAAGCAGUCAUUUUGCGAUUUGAUGCUAAUUAUUUCUAUGAGACUUGGUCCUUUAUCCAUACUAUAGAUUGUUACCUCUCCAUUACUGAAGCUUAUAACAAAGUUAAUCUUCCUAAAGAUACAUUCACUCUGCAAAUUAAGAUCACAUUAACUCCAAAAACACCAGAAAGUGCUGAAAAAUGUGGAUCAAAUUGCAUGAUAAAAAAUUACGGCUCGUUCUUAGAUUCAGAAAAGCUCAGCGACUUUAAAUUCGUCUGUUCUGAUAACGUAGAAAUUUCAGCACAUCGCUUUGUUUUAUUAGCUAAUGCACCUAUUAUGUACAAAAUGCUUCCUAAAUCCGAUCCUCAAAACCGCAAAAAAGUUGAUGAAGAUGGAGAAACAAUAAUGCAAGUUCUUCGGUUCCUUUACACUGGAAAACUUGAUAAUAUAUUAAACAUGGAAUUAAAGCUGAUUAAAUGUGCUGAUAAGUAUGAACUAGAGAAACUAAAGGCAUUUGUCGCACAGUUAAUGAUUAAGAAUAUAACCAUUGACAAUGUCCUGGACUAUUUUGAGUUGGCUGAUGAAUAUGAUGAAGAUGAAUUGCUGGAAAAAUGUAUAUUCUUCAUCCACAAGAACUAUCAAACAUUGCAGCAACAUGACGACUGGGAAGAAUUUGAUUCAAAAAUGAAGGCUUUGAUGAAAAUUUCAUAUUUACGAAAUGGAUAUAAAAAUCCAGUUUACGUUCUGAAAUCGUGGAUGGCUUGCUUACCGAUGAAACUGCCAAGUCAAUAUAAACCAUUUCAAUGAAUAUUAUAAUUUGUAUUGAUAAAGUCACCAAAAAAAAUAAAGUAUUAAAGUACGGUUGGAUUAUAUCCGUACCCAUCCAGUCAAUUCAGAAUGACUUUACUCUUUUUUUAUAACACCAUGAAGAAGCAUGAAAUCCUUAUUUUCUAAGGUAUUUAGCAUGCUUAUUUUCACCAAUAUUGGAAGUUCCAUACAUGUCUGUCAGUAAUAAAGUGAAUCAAAUUUUCCAUAA